Odobenus rosmarus divergens (Pacific walrus) is the source of this 1836-nucleotide messenger RNA. It is a transcript of the gene ACOXL, whose product is annotated as acyl-CoA oxidase-like. Lineage: Eukaryota; Metazoa; Chordata; Mammalia; Carnivora; Odobenidae. The transcript is spliced from 18 exons. Gene Ontology annotation, biological process: fatty acid beta-oxidation using acyl-CoA oxidase; lipid homeostasis. Gene Ontology annotation, molecular function: FAD binding; acyl-CoA oxidase activity; fatty acid binding. The record is from RefSeq and is a predicted model, not a curated record. Gene Ontology annotation, cellular component: peroxisome.
AUGGCCCUAAUCGAGAAGCUUGCCCUACUCAAUCACCAGCUGGGAGCAGCCCUAGAGGAAAGUCGCCUCGGGUAUGAUUUAAGUCUGGAUGAAAUGAGAGCUUUGACCUUUCAGAGGGUGAAGUUUAUCAUGGGGCUACCUCUGUUAAAACGUGUGAUUCAGGAACAGGCAGAGAAAACAAGGAAUUUUGUCAGUCGGAGCCUGGUCAUAGGAGAAGUCCUCUCCAUAGCGGACAUGGCCACAGGAGUAGAGUGUGGAAUAAUUUAUUGGCUAUUUGGUGGUGCCGUCAGGAACCUUGGAAGCCCAGAACAUGUCACUAAGUGGCUUCAGCCACUCCAGGAGCAGCAAUACACUGGGAUGUUUGCAAUGACCGAGAGGGAACAUGGGAGCAACGUGAGAGGGAUCCAGACUGAAGCCACCUUUGACCUCUCUGCACAGGAGUUUGUGAUCAACACACCAUGUGAAAAUGCUGAGAAGAUGCACAUUGGAAAUGCGAUGUAUGCGAAUUAUGCCGCCGUCUUCGCUCAGCUCAUCAUAAACGGAAGAUCGCAAGGGCCCCACUGUUUCAUUGUUCCUGUCCGCGAUGAAAACGGAAGCUUGUACGCGGGAGUGACAGCUAUUGAUAUGAUGUACAAGGAAGGUCUGCACGGUGUGGAUAAUGGGAUCUUAAUAUUUCACAAGGUUCGGAUACCAAGGGAGAACCUGCUGGAUAAGUUUGGUUCUGUGGCUCCAGAUGGGCAGUACCAUUCCCCUAUUAAGAACAAGAGUGCAAGAUUCAAUGUGAUGCUGGCAGCGCUGACCCCUUCGAGAUUAGCUGUGACUUUCCAAGCUAUGGGUGCCAUGAAGCUUGGGUUGACAAUAGCCAUUCGCUACAGCCACAGCCGGAGGCAGUUUGGGCCUAAAGCCAAGGAAGAAGUCAAGAUCAUUGAGCACCAAACACAGACCCUUCGGCUGAUGCCUCACCUGGCCACAGCUUUGGCCUUGACCUUCGCCAGCAGGUAUGCCGGGGUCCUUCUGGAUGAGGACAUCUUCCGUGGGAAGGAGCUUGUGGACAGUUGCCCGCUGCAGGCGCUGGUGGCGGGGCUGAAGGCCUACAGUACCUGGGAGAACGUCAGCUGCCUGCAGGACUGCCGCAAGUGCACGGGAGGCAUGGUUGUGGUGCGGGAACUGCUGGCUCAAUACACCAAAGAGCAUAAAGAGAAGCCACUUUUCAGCUGGCUCCGAAACUGCGCUGAGUCUGGGAGUGACAAGCUGAGAACCAGCUUCCUGGUGCUUAAUGUGGACACAGUCGAUAAUCUUGCCUUUCUGUUGAAAGCAGUGAAUUUUCGUGAAAGGGUUCUUCAGCGGAGUUUGGUGGCCAGAAUUUAUUAUAAGGUGAUGACCAAGAAAGAGGACUUUUUCAGUGCCUGGAACUCGUGUCUUCAUCAUGUUGCCUCCCUGUCUCUGGCACACAUCCACAGAGUUACGUUAGAGCAGUUCUGCCUGGCAGUGAGGAGCUGUCCUGACCAAGAGGACCAGUCUUUGUUCAUGAAGUUUUGUCUGUUAUAUGGAACCAAGCUGGUGUUCCAGGAGCGAGCCUGAUAUCUAGAACAUAAAUUUUUGACUCCCAUGGCCAGCACGAGGAUUAGGAGUCAGUUGCUGGAUUUGUGCGACUCGGUGAAGGAUGAUGCCCUGAAGGUGAUCUCUGCCUUUAACAUUCCACACACCUCCCUCCACGCACCAAUCGCAGGAAUCACCAACGCGCAGGCCGCCUGGGCCUUCUACCCAGCACCGCUGCAACCCGAGCCCCGAGAAGGGGCGCGCUUUCAGCCGCCCAAGCUGGAAGCCAAGUUAUAG